ACGUUUAUUAGUACGACUUUCACGCUUUGUGUUAUUUUAAGAGCGCAAAUCUAUUAUUAUGAGAGGCUUUGGCUCAUGGAGCUUCUCCUAUCCAGAUGGAUCUAGCGCAGGUCUGCGUUCCUCCGUAAAGCGGCUCUUGAGGUGGCUUUGAUGCAUGAAGGAUCCUCUAAACGCUCACAAUGGCUCGAUCAAACUCGGAAUAUGGUCUCAUCUCCUGGCCUGAGCCCAUCUGAUCCCGUUCGUCUCUGAUCUGACAGGUUUAGCGCGAUGAUCAUGGUCUCCUCCGGCUGCGCUCUGAUGGUUCUGAUGGUCACUCAGGUGUUCUUUGGAGGCUCUAGUGGACUCGUACCCCAGACCGACCGCUCUUCUCUGUCUCAGGACGUCCUGCACGCGUUUGAACUUCGACUUCUGAGCAUGUUUGGACUCAAACACAGACCGAGGCCCAGCAGGUCUGCGGUGGUUCCGCAAUACAUGAUGGACUUGUUCUCGAUGCACUCGGUGAACGCGGAGCAGAACAACAGCAACAGACCCAAGGGAUCUUUAGGAAAAGGCUCGGAAAGAUCUGCCAGCCGCGCGAAUACGGUCAGGAGCUUCCACCAUGAUGAAUCCAUGGAGGACCUGUCCAGUUCGAGCGGAAAGACGACUCAGCGUUUCCUCUUCAACCUGACCUCUAUCCCAGGCGAGGAGUUUGUGACGUCAGCGGAGCUGCGGAUUUUCCGAGAGCAGGUCGUGAGCAACGGCAGCGAUGGAUUUCACCGCAUUAACAUUCACGAGAUCAUCAAACCAUCCGGUUCCUUUCAGGAACCGAUCACGAGACUCCUGGACACCAGGCUGGUUCAGCACAGCUUGAGCAAGUGGGAGAGUUUCGAUGUGAGUCCCGCAGUCACGAGGUGGACUGCGGAUGGGCAUCCCAACCACGGCUUCAUGGUGGAAAUAGUUCACCCGGACCACACGGAAGAGGACUCCAAAAGACACGUCCGCGUCAGCAGGUCCCUGCAUGACAGAGAGGACACGUGGCCCCAAAUGAGGCCCCUGUUGGUGACUUAUAGCCACGACGGGAAGGGAAAUGUGCUGCACUCUCGCGAGAAGAGGCAAGUGCGGACAAACAAACAGCGGAAGAAGCACAAAGCCAACUGCAGGAGACAUUCCCUCUAUGUGGACUUCAGCGACGUGGGGUGGAACGACUGGAUAGUCGCCCCGCCAGGCUACCAUGCCUUUUACUGCCAGGGCGAGUGUCCGUUUCCACUGGCAGACCACCUGAACUCCACCAACCAUGCUAUUGUACAGACACUGGUGAACUCGGUGAACAGCAACAUUCCCCGGGCCUGCUGCGUUCCCACGGACUUGAGCCCGGUUUCGCUGCUCUAUCUGGACGAAUACGAGCGAGUGAUCUUAAAAAACUACCAGGACAUGGUCGUAGAGGGCUGCGGAUGCCGCUGACGCCUGGACGUCUACAGACACUUUAUUUUUCCCAAUACUAAACUUUAUUUAUAAUAAAGUAAAACACAUAUUUUGGAAAAGUAUAUAAAGAUAUAUUUAUGUUCACUAUUGGGAAAAUAAAUAUUUUAAUCAGAGCUAAACGAACAAUUUCUGAUGUACGUUUCGAUCUGCACAUGAAGUAUUCAUAUUUUAUAUUUAUUUCUACUGCAAUAUUUUUUAUUGAAUAGUUGGAGACACUUUACAAUCCCAUUUGCUAACAUUACUUAAUGCAUUAACUAACAAUGCAAAUCAAUACAU
Molecule: messenger RNA, 1737 nt
Organism: Carassius carassius (crucian carp)
Lineage: Eukaryota; Metazoa; Chordata; Actinopteri; Cypriniformes; Cyprinidae
Gene: bmp2a
Product: bone morphogenetic protein 2a
Exons: 2
Coding region: 268-1440 (390 amino acids)
Biological process (GO): negative regulation of transcription by RNA polymerase II; SMAD protein signal transduction; BMP signaling pathway
Cellular component (GO): extracellular region
Molecular function (GO): growth factor activity; cytokine activity; BMP receptor binding
Source: RefSeq, a predicted model, not a curated record